AUGAUUGGCCUUACAAUCCAGCAGCCAAAGCUCAACAAUGUUUCCACAGUGAUGCAGUUCGUCCUCCUGGGAUUCUCUGACCUUCCAAGCCUUCAAGGGUUUUUAUUUGUAAUAUUCUCCAUAAUGUACUUGAUUAUCUUGAUUGGAAAUUGCCUCAUAAUAUUAAUAACCAGGCUUGACCCUGCAUUACAUAAACCCAUGUAUUUUUUUCUUGCAAAUUUUUCUUUGCUGGAAAUCUGUUAUGUGUCAGUCACUCUCCCUAGGAUUUUGUUCAACCUUUGGACUCAAGACAGAAGAAUUUCCGUUCUGUCUUGUGCCACACAAAUGUGCUUCUUCUUAAUGCUGGGAGCCACUGAGUGUUUCCUCCUGGCUGUGAUGUCCUAUGACCGCUAUGUGGCCAUCUGCAACCCUCUGCAUUAUCCUCUGGUCAUGAACCCAACAAAAUGUUCUCAGCUGGCAGCAGGUUCCUGGUUCAGUGGCAUCCCAGUCCAGAUAGGACAAACCUGUCAGAUAUUUUCUCUGCAUUUUUGCAAUUCUAAUAGAAUAAGUCAUUUUUUCUGUGAUUUACCUCCCAUCCUGAAGCUGGCCUGUGGGGACACUUCAGUGCAUGAGCUGUCUGUCUAUGUAGUGGCUAUGCUCUUUGUUGCCUUCCCUUUUAUGCUGAUACUUGCCUCCUAUAGCAGAAUCAUUGUCACCAUUCUGAAGUUGCCAACAGCCACAGGACGGGCUAAAGCCUUCUCCACGUGCUCUUCCCACCUGGUGGUGGUGUUUUUGUUUUUUGGAUCUGCGACUAUUACUUACUUAAGGCCAAAGUCCACUCAUUCGCCAGGAAUUGACAAAUUGCUCUCUCUUUUUUACACCAUUGUGACCCCCAUGUUCAAUCCCAUGAUAUACAGUCUUAGGAACAAGGAUGUGAUUACAGCACUGAGAAAAUUAUUACUUAAAAAAUAG
Molecule: messenger RNA, 951 nt
Organism: Nannospalax galili (Upper Galilee mountains blind mole rat)
Lineage: Eukaryota; Metazoa; Chordata; Mammalia; Rodentia; Spalacidae
Product: olfactory receptor 10AG1-like
Exons: 2
Coding region: 1-951 (316 amino acids)
Biological process (GO): G protein-coupled receptor signaling pathway
Cellular component (GO): membrane
Molecular function (GO): olfactory receptor activity; G protein-coupled receptor activity
Source: RefSeq, a predicted model, not a curated record